CUUUGCGCGAUGCACUUCUCCAACCAACCAGUAGAACAUAGCACCCACACGCAGUUGGCAAUGCUCAACCGGACUACUUCCCUCCUUUCCAGCGCCCGCCGCUCGGUAUGCAGCUCCAUCGGUGGCCUCAGGCAGCCGAGUCGAUUCCUCGCAACGACGGGAUCGCCGCUGCAAGAAUACUUUGUGGUCGUCUUCAACAAGCAGAACGCACCAGGGGCGGACCUGUCCCAGCGUCCUCAACCCAUCGAGUUCAAGAACCGGGAUAUUGUCCUCACGUUCGCGGGAGAUAUGCUGGCAUCGCCUGCGCCGGUCUCGGAGUCGGACCCCGCGGGGACCUUGGGAGCCUGCUUCGCGUGCCAAGCGCCUAGUGAGGAGAGUGUGCUCAAGGCUGUCCAGGCUCAUGAGAAUGCUGUCAAAGGGCUGUGGGACGUUGAGUCGGUGGAGAUUUCUGCGCUGGAGACGAUCCAUACGGGGGAUUUUGACAGGGAUGGUCAAUAGAUGAGUUUCUUGUAUCUUUGGUGGGCUUUUUGGGGGUGUUUAUAAUUCUGUGGUGUGGAUGUGUGUAGUUUCCACAACGUUGUAAUGAUAGUACAUUGUUUGUAGGUGUAGCACACUCAGUGGGAGAGCUAGCUUACUAUCUGGAUAAUGUCGGCGAA
Molecule: messenger RNA, 656 nt
Organism: Aspergillus uvarum CBS 121591
Lineage: Eukaryota; Fungi; Ascomycota; Eurotiomycetes; Eurotiales; Aspergillaceae
Exons: 3
Coding region: 61-498 (145 amino acids)
Source: RefSeq, a predicted model, not a curated record